This is a messenger RNA of Dendronephthya gigantea, 1360 nucleotides long. RefSeq names its product paired mesoderm homeobox protein 2-like. The record is from RefSeq and is a predicted model, not a curated record. Gene Ontology annotation, cellular component: nucleus. Lineage: Eukaryota; Metazoa; Cnidaria; Anthozoa; Malacalcyonacea; Nephtheidae. Gene Ontology annotation, molecular function: DNA-binding transcription factor activity, RNA polymerase II-specific; sequence-specific double-stranded DNA binding. Bases 222 to 959 code for a protein of 245 amino acids. The transcript has 3 exons. Gene Ontology annotation, biological process: regulation of transcription by RNA polymerase II.
UGAAUUAACAUAAGACAAACCGCUGGGAAGAAAUUGUUAGUUUUGGCUUGACACUUUGUGAUAUUAAACACUAUGAUAUGUAUCUCAUACCAGCGAGGCAAUCCACUCCCUAUACGAAUAUGUCAACAUAAGUUUACAUCAAAUCUCGGGGUUAGUACGUACGGCUUGGCAAAUAUUAGUUUAAUUAAUUGUGUAUUUACUCGCGUUAAUUACCUGAUGAAAUGGAGAAAUUAACAGCAUUUGUAUCAAGGUUCGAAGGGGAGAAAACAAUUUCAUCCGAAGGUAUUUUGGCUCCCUCAAGUAGCUUGACAUCAACAAAGUCUCCAGUGUUCAGUUCAUCAAACUCUUUCAACAUUGCGAACAUUUUAAGUAAAGAAACUGGAAGAAGGUACGAAAACGAAGUGGAAGAAGAUCUUAUGCAAAACACCAACAGCAGUGUGACAGAAGCAAGCUCUGGGAAUGAGAAGGUAUCUCUCACAGGCGCAAUUCGCGUGAAAAGUUCAAGAAACAGAAAAAACUUUAGCGCCGAACAAUUAUCCGAACUGGAGAGUUUAUUUGAUCAAACUCACUAUCCAGAUGCCUUCAUGAGAGAAGCCAUUGCAAGACGACUCAUGUUGUCUGAAACAAGGGUGCAGAUUUGGUUUCAAAACCGGCGAGCGAAAUCACGACGGCAGGAGACGAACUCCAACAGAGGUACUGGUUUACCUGCCACGAAAACUACGUAUAGUGAAAAUCACGCGCUGCAAGAGCUCUUUCAAGGAUGGUCCCGUUCUCCUUAUGCAUUUCCUACUUUAAAUCUUCAUUCAUCUGGUUCAUCGCUAAUACCGUUCUCUCGUGAUCACAGAGAAGCAUUCUGUGAGAGGGCCAAUGCAAUAAAAACCUCUCAACGACAAUCAAGUAUUGCUGAACUUCGUAUGAAGGCGAGACAACACACAGGAACAUAUAUGAGUAAUCGUUAAUAAUUAUUUGAACUACUGGAUUGUUCGUGCCUAAACAAUGUCUAUUGAAUGAUAGCAAAGUAAUCUAAAGUGAUUGAUAACUGUAUUAUAUAAAUGUCACGGGUGGUCGUUUUUUAAUACAAUACAAAAAAACUGUUAUUAAAAUUGACAGUACAAAAAUGCAUGGUAAUGUAGAGAACAUACCGCAACCAUGCACCACAUGCGUCAGGAACAAAAAUAUCAUCCUAAUUGCAAGAACUUCAAUCAUACUUAUUAGAACCGUGAACAAUGUUAAUGACUGUUCUCACGACAGGAGUUAUGGUGUAUACGAGUAAAAAUAUACGGGCAAUCGUAUUAUGGCGUGGUGUGUCAUAAUCAAUAAUAAUGAUUGCCCUGACGAAAUCGUUCAUUUUCGGUGAAUA